GCAGCCUAUAAUACACGGCGCGGUGUUGUUUACGGGUUCUGGUUCUGCAGCGGCGACAGCAACAUGUCUCAGGCUCAGGUCACCGAGUUCUUCUGUCAGAGGAAGAACGGAGCAGCGAGGGCCCCAGGAAAUCAGCGCAAAGGAGGGGUGAGAGGCUCCUCGGCCUGCAGCUUCCACCAUGGAAAUAAAGAGUCCGCUCUCUGCUGCUCUCCGGUCCGUGAGGAGUUUGUCCGGCUUGUAGACGAGGCAGCGGGGCUGAGUAAUGACAGGCAGUCCGCCUCCAGCAGACCCGACACGGAUCCGGCCAGUCCCCGGACUCCCAAAAGGAGCUCGGCCGAAGCAGAGUUCGACCUCGGAGCUGCAGUGUUCUCAGCCACGGCCGAGCACUCCUCGGUCAAAAGGAGACGGCAAGCCGGAAGGGCCAGAGAGGCUGAGGCGAACACGACUGAGAAAACAACCAGGAGGACAGCCAGGAAGAAGCUCGUCCUGCCCGGGGACACAACACAGGCUUUCUGUAAGGAUGACAUCACAGCGCUCAGGUCUCGCCUCCAGACAAUCAGGCAGCAGGCGGAGAGCGUCGCCACCUCCACCUCUCCAGCAGCUUCUAGCCAUGCAGCCGGGGCCCCCCCAACCUCAGGGCCCAGGGCCCAACCUGUGUCUGGGACCAAGGCCGUACUCGGCUCAGGGGCCAGGGCCCCCUCCACAUCAGGGCCAAAGGACCAACCUGCCUCUGGGUCCAAGGCCGUACUCGGCUCAGGGGCCAGGGCCCCCUCCACAUCAGGGCCCAGGGCCCAACCUGCCUCUGGGUCCAAGGCCGUACUCGGCUCAGGGGCCAGGGCCCCCUCCACAUCAGGGCCAAAGGACCAACCUGCCUCUGGGUCCAAGGCUGUACUCGGCUCAGGGGCCAGGGCCCCCUCCACAUCAGGGCCAAAGGACCAACCUGCACCCACUUCAGAGAGCAGGGCCUCCAGCUUCACUGUGGCCCGGGCCAGAGAGCUGGCCGCUAAAGCCCAGAGGAGGAAGGAGGAGAGGGAAGCAGGCGAAGUCGAGCUGAGCCAGGCUCCGCCUCCAGCUCCAGCCCCAGACAGCGGGGCGGAGCAGCCGGCGUACCAGCGGUACCACACCCUGGCCCAGGCCACGCCCCCUGGCCUGUCCCUGCCUUACCAGUACAAGAUCCUGGCAGAGAUGUUCCGCAGCAUGGACACGGUGGUCGCCAUGCUGUACAACCGCUCAGAGACGGCCACCUUCGCCAAGAUCAAGCAGGGCGUGCAGGACAUGAUGCACAGGAGGUUUGAGGAGAGCCAUGUGGGUCAGAUCAAGACGGUGUUUCCUGCAGCGUUCUCCUUCAGGCAGCAGAAGAACAUCCCAACGUUCAACAGCAACGUCAGCAGAGGAAGCUACCAGCUCACCGUGGAGCCCGUCCUCAGCUCCGACCGGAAUGAAGCGAGACCUGUGCUGUCCGCCUCCCGUCUCCUGGAGAGACGACGCGUCUUUCACCAGAACCUGAUCUCUGUGGUCAAACAGCAUCACAAGGCCUUCCUGUCCUCGCUGGUCCCACCCGUCUGUGUCCCAGAAGACAAACUGACCCGCUGGCAUCCCCGCUUCAACGUGGACACUGUCCCCGCCAUCCAGGUGGGCUCGCUGCCUCCGCCCCCCCACACGGAGAAGGUGUCCACAGCCCGGGAGGUUCUGGAGAAGGCCCGGUCCCUCAUCACCCCCAAGAUGGAGAAGGCUCUGGUCUCUCUGACCCAGAACUCAGGCGACGCAGACGGAACCAAACCAGUCGGUUCCCAGAACCCAGCAGCCGCUCAGCCUGCAGCUCCUCCUGCAGCUCCUCCUGCAGCUCCUCCUGCAGCUCCUCCUGCAGGCCCGGUCUCGUCCUCCUUGAAGGGCGUGUCCCAGUCCCUGCUGGACAGGAUCCGCGCCAAAGAGGCCCAGAAGCUCCAGGCGGCCAUGACCCGGAACCCGGCCCAGGAGGAGCGGCUGCUGAUGCUGACCCGGCUGGGCGAGCUGGCCCGGAUCCUACGGAACGUGUUUGUCGCAGAGAAGAAGGCGGCACUGGUCAUGGAGGUGGCGUGCAGCCGCAUGGCGGCCAGCUACAGAUCAGCUCUGAGUCUAGGUGAAAUGGAGAAGCACAUCCAUCUCCUGGCUGAAGUGGCUCCUGAUUGGCUGAGCAUUCAUCCCAUCAGGAAGGAUUUCUACCUGAAGCUGAACAAGAUGGUGGAGCUCAACGUCAUUCUGGACAAACUCAACCACAGACUCAGAGAGGAGGAGCGACUCUGACAGGACUCGACCUUCUGCCUCCAGAUAUAAGCUGCUAAUUUCCUGAGAGUUUCUCAGAUUGUUGCAACAUGAAGAUGAUCUCAGUUGGAGAGACAACUUUUUCUAAACCUCAUGAUGUGUAGACCCAGCCUGGUUCUGGUGUCCAGCCGCCUGCAAUGGAGAAAGAUUUCUUUUUUUUUUCUUUUUUUAUUCUCUUCUCAAGGAAGAAUGUUGGAUUGCUGACUUGAUGUCUCUUAGGAUCAAGUGAUAUCAGGAGUGCUGCAUGUUUCUAUGAGCCCCACUGAGCCUACCGUCAUCCUCACACACACUGUGUGUGUUGUAAAUGUCAUGUUACCAGUUUGGUGCACAGUACAGACUCAAGUUCCAGUUAAAUGUGUGAAAUAGCCAGUGUUCCCAGUGUGUUCCUGUAACCUCACGAUGUAGCCAUUUAGCUUCCCUUCAGGCUGGGCUUCCUGCUCUCUGAUUGGCUAACACCUGUACAGGUGAUGAUCACUAUCGAAGUGCAUCUCAGUAAAUAAACACAUUAAAAAGUUGA
Gambusia affinis (western mosquitofish) is the source of this 2818-nucleotide messenger RNA. It is a transcript of the gene cdt1, whose product is annotated as chromatin licensing and DNA replication factor 1. Gene Ontology annotation, biological process: DNA replication preinitiation complex assembly; mitotic cell cycle; DNA replication checkpoint signaling. NCBI's taxonomy places the organism in Eukaryota, Metazoa, Chordata, Actinopteri, Cyprinodontiformes, Poeciliidae. Gene Ontology annotation, cellular component: nucleus. The transcript is spliced from 9 exons. The record is from RefSeq and is a predicted model, not a curated record. Gene Ontology annotation, molecular function: DNA binding; DNA polymerase binding. The coding region runs from base 64 to 2283 and encodes 739 amino acids.